CUGGAUUUUCAAAAUAGCACAAUACAAAAAUUUUAGUCAAAAAAUUUUAUUUUUAUACAACAUUUAUUUUCACAACAAAAUUGUUCGUACAAACUAAUAUCAAAAUCUUCUAGUUUCUUGUUUUACCAAAACGGUCGUCUGACUAAAUUUUAGAACCAGCUUAAGUGCAAAGGUAUAUUUUCAAAUAGCAACAGGACAUGGGACGUGUAUUUUAUAACAUUUCACACUGAAUUAUAUUGCCUUAGAAAGUUGAUGAAGUGAAAAGCUGGACUUUUGGAGCUUUAAACAAAAUGAGCUGUUUCUGUUUUCAGCAAUCCUCAUGACACGUAUUUUGAAAAUCGCAGAACUAAUUUCAAUAGUAUGCACCAGAUAGAUGAGGAACGUGUGAGUGGGAAUCAACCAGCACAAGCAGGUCGUGGCAGACAGUGUUUGGCCGAAUCUUCAACUCCUUUUCCACCUUCUCCGCGUCAAUAUGAAGCACGAGAGUUUGGUUUAUGUGAAGAUGAAGAGUUUCGACAUCCGCGCAUGUUCGAAAACUUAGCUUAUGAAACGGAUGCUAGUGCCUUUGAGGCGAUGCGCAGACAAAAUGCCAGGCCACCCUAUCAACAACAGCCUAGAUUUAACAUAAGCGAUCUGCCAUCGGAGCAAAUAGAUGAUUUUUCAAAUCCACAAUUUAGCGAGGCUUAUGAUGAGGGGGAGUGCAAUGUGUGUCCACAGCAACAGCAAACACCAAAUAUUUCCGAUAUAUCUGCACCGGAUUUUUGUGAUAUAUCUGACGCUUCACCUUGGCCGGCGCAAUCGCCACCAAUGCAACAACAACAACGGCAACAGUCAUAUACAAGUGAAUGUUUGGAUGAUAUGUCGGCUCCGGUGUAUGACAGCCCAGUAGGAUCACCUACGCCUCAGCCACAUUAUACACCCAUAGGUCUCAUGGAUACGCCGGAUGUGUGUGCACCAACGCCACGGACUCCUACGCCGACACCACCUCAUUAUUCGCCAAUAAGAUUUCAGCCUUCGCCUGUGCAGUACCCCAGCGAAUGCUUGGAAGACGUUUCAGUACCCUCAUUUGCACAAACACCUUGUGACGCACCGAGAACACCCUCGCCCCGAAGAGUACAAACGCCACAGAAUUUGCCCUCUGAUAUGAUUUGUGAUGUCAGCCCUCUGCCUUUUGCUUCACCGCCAACACCUUCAUUGUCAUAUCCCAGCGAGGCGUUAGAUGAAAUGACAAUGCCCUCAUUCGAAAACGCCUCUUGUGGUUCCCCUUUGGAUAGGCGGUUUCUUUUGGAUCCAAGGUUAGCUGACGAAAGUCCACCACAAUUUGCCAGCUCUGGUGCUUCAUCAUCAAGGCGCUCGUACUCUAGAGGAAAUACGCCAUGUCUGCCUGCAGAGUGUCAGCCACAACAAUCGUAUGAGGCCACUUCCACGAGGGAACGUUCGUCUCCAGCACGUAGAUUCAAUCUGUCUCAGAUUAUGUCACAACGUUCAUCCCCGUCACGGUCCCCGUCACGGUCUCCGUCUCCGGUGUGCCCACCGACUCCUCCAGCACCACACUUUUCGUUGCGUUCGCCCACACCGGUCGGUGGAUACUCCUUAGCCGACGAAUGUCUAAUGGAUGUUAGCGAACCGACAUUAGUUGGAAGUUCAUCAAUGUCACCGUACGCAAGACCAUUUCCAGAUAGCUUACCGAGUGAAUGUCUGGGUGACAUAAGUGAACCAUCGUAUCAGAUGACCCCACCUCCGCGCACACCCUCUAUGCCUCAUGAUCUGCCGUUUGAGCAAAUAUGUGAUAUAAGCCAGCCGAUGUAUGACAGUCCACGUAGCGAACAUUUGUCUAGCAUGUCAAUGCCUUCCUUUGACGAUACAUCUUGUGGUUCACCUUUAGACAGACGGUUUCUGUUGGAUCCUAAUAUUAUGGAUGAGAGUCCACCAGAUUUUGCAUCAUCUAGAGCAUCGUCGCCCUGUAGAUCACUUUCACCAAGUAUUCAGCCGAUAACACCGCGCAGAUCGCCUUCACCACGUGGACCAAGCUCCAGAGUAGCAUCGCCUCAGCGAUCUAUGUCUUCACGUCAUUUUUCGCCAUUGCCAAGCCAGCAACGUUCGCGUAGUCUAUCUCCUAUUUGCUCACCUACACCACCAGCACCACAUUUCUCCUUACGUUCUCCUACUCCCGUAAGAACCCCACCUGUAAAUUUCAGUGCUCUGCGCCGAGCUUCGCUCGCACGCAGACAAUUUCCAAGUAACAUGACCAAUGAGUGUUUAGCUGAUAUUAGCGCUCCAUCCUAUGCAAAUACAACACCUCCCAGGACGCCAUCAAUGCCCCAUGAUCUGCCAUCAGACAUGUUAUGCGAUAUAAGUCAGCCAAUGUAUCAAUCACCUGGUAGUGAACAUCUUUCAAGUGAGACGAUGCCUUCCUUUGAUGAUACUUCGUGUAGCUCGCCACUGGAUAGGCGAUUCCUAUUGGAUCCUAGACUAGCAGACGAAAGUCCGCCGCAAUUCGCAUCCUCCUACUCGUCAUCACCACCCGCUUCCAAUGCGCCGUGCCCAUCAAUGGCUUCUUCUAGAUCACGUGCAGUUUCUCCUAAAAGACCUUCAACACCAGGUGCAGGAGACGCUUCGAGUUUCGACAAAACGUACUGCGAAAUUCUUCAGCGAUUCCAAGAACUAAAAUGUAAAGUAGAUACUCCACAGCGUGGAGCACCAGGAUCCGCUAGUGGGGGCAGAAGAGGAAUGCCUCCAGAUGAAUGUGUCAGAGAAACUGUUAUAGAACGCACUGAAAAUGAGAACGGACAACUUCAAAAUACCGCUAAAUAUAUUGCCAUAACAGUUGAUCCAUGCGGUUCUGUAAAAACACACACUAAAGAGAUUAAGACACAAUUUCCACGUUCCCCAGGCAGGUUGGCCCCACCUUCAGGGGACUCGGGAGUUCACACUCAAAACACAAUGCCCGGUUCACAAAUCGAAAAUUUGCGAAACUCUGUUCGUAGACGUUUGAGCUUUGACCUUUCGGACAUGCCAAGUGAAAAUUUAGUCGAUAUGAGCCCGCCAUGUGCUGAUGAUUUGCCUUCUAUGUCCACGGAAAAUAUUUUGCAGCAUUUAUCGAGUAUUCCCGCGGAACAGCUAUCAAGAGUUUCUGCACCCUCAUUUCGAACUCCUCCGACCCCAUCUAUUUCAUAUCCAAGUGAAAUGCUGGAAGAAAUGACAAUACCAUCAUUCGAAAAUACCUCGUGUGGUUCACCACUGGAUAGGCGAUUCCUACUAGAUCCCAGACUAGCAGACGAAAGUCCACCGCAAUUUGCAUCUUCCUAUUCGUCAUCACCAUCUGCUUCCAACGCGGCCUACCAGUCUGGGCCGUGCCCAUCUGAUCCUUGCAUGCGUAGUAGAACACCACCGCAUUCGCCAGCACGGUCCCCUCAAAGAGAUCCUUCCUCAAGGCGAUUUUCUCUUAGAUCGUCACCUCCAAGCGAAGUCUGUUCGCCUCCACCCCCCCUACCUCGUAUUUCUUUACGUUCACCUACACCUAUUCGCUCACCGCCAGGACGUCCUUUCCCAGUGAAUUUGCCCAGCGAACAAUUACUGAACAUAAGUGAACCUGCAUUUUUCAGUGGCCCACCUAGAGCCUCGCCACAAAUGCGCUAUCUAUCCCCAGACUACCCUUCCGAAAGACUUGACGACAUAAGUCAGCCAUCAUACCAGCAGACUCCGCCACCCAGGACACCUGUUUUCCCUACAGACUUGCCAAGUGAAUUGCUAGGAAAUAUAUCGACGCCUUCUUACAGAUCGCCAGCUAGUGAACACAUUUCAAGUAUCAGUAUGCCGACUUUGGAGGAUAUGUCAUAUGAAUCCCCUCUCGAUAGGCGAUUCCUCUUAGAUCCGAGAAUAGCUGAUGAAUCUAUGCCAACAUUGCCGGAAAUGCAAUCCACCCAACAAUCGGUUGGUACACCAAGGCCCCAGCCGGCCAGACGUCGUCUAUCGUAUAGUCAAGAGGAUUCAGCAAGAGGCAAUGCUUCGAGAAAUGGUAACAUUCGAUCUGGUUCCGAAGGUAGAGGAGGUCCAGCCACUGUGGAGAAAACGCAUACUACAAUAAAACAAAGUGGAUCCUAUCAACAAGAGCACAGCGUAACGCCGGGUACGAGAGAGGAUAAACCAUUUAGAUCUCCACGGCAGCGGGGACAAUCACCAUUAAUUGAUGCUGCACAAGAGCAACUCAAAAUAACUACGUCAGUUCAUUCUAUUACGCAGAUAUAUACGAACGGUGCUACGGAAGGCCCAACAGGCAGUCAAGGUCAAAGACGAAGUAUGUCACUACCGAGUGAAAAUCUUGGUGAUAUUUCAAUGCCACCUAGUCCACCAUCUAUGCGAAUGUCUACAACAGGACGUUCGCAACAAGGCACUUCAUUUCCAUCUGGCUCUCGAUCCGCAAGACGUCCGCAGCAACGGAAAAUGUCAUCAGCUCCUUCGGGGCCGCCAUCACAGCGAUCAAGGCAACGAAGACCAGUACAAGAUAUCAAUGAUAUAUCGCCGAUAUCAUUUGCAUCUACAAUACCCUCGACAGAUAUGUCUUCUUCAGCUCCUCGUAGAGGAGGUGCGACGGGUAAAUAUACAUCAACAUCGUCUAGAGGCCUCUCUGGUUUGGCAAAUUAUGCGCCAUUCUUUGAACAAAUUCGUUCGCGCAAUAACUCCAAUGCUUGCGAUCCUUGUAGUCCUUGCUGUCCAACGGUUCAAGACUUUGAUGAAUGUGAUCCGUGUGCUGGUUUUACAAAUGCUCGACCUAACAGAAAUGAUCCAUGUUAAAAACUCAUUGGUAAAACAAGAAAGCGAAAUUUUUUUAAAACACAAAAUAUACUAAGAUUAAAAUAAACUAAACAAAUUUAUUUGGUAUCCAACAAAUCAUGAAAUAAGAACACACAUAUACAUAAAAAU
Messenger RNA from Anastrepha obliqua, 4923 nucleotides. RefSeq names its product proline-rich protein 36. Bases 361 to 4794 code for a protein of 1477 amino acids. The record is from RefSeq and is a predicted model, not a curated record. Lineage: Eukaryota; Metazoa; Arthropoda; Insecta; Diptera; Tephritidae. The transcript is spliced from 4 exons.